AUGUUUCGAUCAUCGUUGAUUAUUCUUUUAAUAUUGAUUAUAUUAUUUACAAAUGGAAAGAAUCUAACUAAUCCAAUACAAAAUACAACAUCAACACGUAAACCAGUUAGUAUUAAAAUAUGUGGUCCAGCUUUAGUCCAAAUGCUUGAUAUGAUAUGUCAGAGAGCUAAACAAAUAUUAAUGAAAAAACAAAAAUCAUCACAUGAAAAACGACAUAUGAUUAUUGAUGAUGAUCCAUUUACACGUACACUUUUAAUUAAAGAUUUUGCACAAUUUAAUAAUACAUUAGUUGGUGAUUGUUGUCUUCAAGCAUGUACACUUAAGACAUUAUUAAAAUAUUGUUAG
Molecule: messenger RNA, 345 nt
Organism: Rotaria sordida
Lineage: Eukaryota; Metazoa; Rotifera; Eurotatoria; Philodinida; Philodinidae
Source: the annotation of a GenBank genome assembly